AUGUCACGUUUGAGCAAGAUUAAUCUUGAGAGUCCCAAUGCUGUUGGUUCGUUUGUUCAGUUUGCCAGAUUACUAUCCAAUCCAUUAGUUUAUGACAAAAUUAAUGACUUUAUAACCAAUAACAAAGAUUCAGUCUUUGAUAUUGUUCAAUAUUCCGCUAUUUUAAUAUCAGAAAUCAUAAGAAACUAUCCAAAAUUGAAGCAUUUGAUUAGAAAACUACUGUUCAGAUUCAAAUUGAUAAAAGUUGAAAGUAAUGAAAAAGUUGAUGAUCAAGAACCACAAUUAACAGAAACCCAACAGUAUUAUUCCACGGUAUUCAGAUCCAUGUAUGGUUAUAUUUCAGAUAUAAGAAUUGCGCAAGGUAUAUUUGCUAUCUUCCCAUACAUAUCCACAUUUCUAAAAGAUUAUAACUCUUUGGAGAAACUGAAGAAUAUAAACACAAAAGAUAAACUAUUUGAUUUCACAACAUGGGCAAUUUUCGCUAUUUACACAGUAUUCGAAAACUUGGGGUUCUUACUUUCACAUGACUUCAUCCAUGAUAAUUUCAAUCACCUUCUUUUACCACAACAUAGAAAGGACAAGGGUCUUUCUUCAUCGGAUUGGUAUUAUGUUUAUUCAUGCAGAUUUUGGUGUUUAUGGAAUGCAAUUGAAGUGUUGAAAGAUUUGAAGAAUGGUGUUCAAUUUAAUCUACUGUGUGAUUUGAUUUUAAGUUACCAUUGGUCAACUACUACUGGUGCACUCGAUAAAACUUCAUUUGCAAUUAUAGGAUUUGCUAAUUCAUUUACAAAAUUUAGAAGAUUACUACGUCAAUAG
This is a messenger RNA of Hansenula anomala, 813 nucleotides long. RefSeq lists its product as uncharacterized. Bases 1 to 813 code for a protein of 270 amino acids. The transcript has a single exon. The record is from RefSeq and is a predicted model, not a curated record. Lineage: Eukaryota; Fungi; Ascomycota; Saccharomycetes; Phaffomycetales; Wickerhamomycetaceae.